GGAGGGGGAGGGGGAGGGGGCCGAGACAAAGCGGCCGCUAAUGAAUGGGGACCGGGAUCCGGAUCCGGCUGCUCCUCCUCCGCCUCCGCCUCCUGCAGCCGGGCCGCCGGGCCGAGGCCGGGGCCGGGAGAGCCGAGGAGAUCCUGCUCUUACCUAUGGUCGGGAAGGUGAAGAAAAGUGUGGGAAAUGAAGUCCAGGACCAGGGAGAAGAGGAUGAGUGAUACAAAAGGAUCGUGUUUACAUUUUCAAGAUGAAUGGGAUUAUGACUUUGAGAAAAGAAGCUAAGCCAUCACUGCCCACAUUUAUGUUGACAGCAUGGAGCACCUAGCACUCCAGAGGUUCGAGAAGGGUGACUUCAGUCCUGGGAUGAUCGGCUCCUGAUGCAAAGUAGAGGGUUUUGUGAGUUACGUCUGCAAGCUUUCAGUAAGAGUUGACAAUGAAUCCCAUUUGCACAAACGGCCACGUUACAAAAGACUGAAGAUUGGAUGCUUGUGCUUUUGCACAGACUCGGUUAUUUGGAUCAAAUCGUACGCCUAAGUUAUUAACGUACAAUGACACAGCCAGAAUAAUCACUCUCACUUAGCUCAUGGAUAAGAAUCAGGAAGCGUGUCCAAAAAUGGAUAAUAGUUUUGUGUUAGAUAAAAUAAAUUUUAAAGUAGAACCAGAUAAUAUAACUAACCAUAGUUUGGAAAGAAUGGAUUUUAAAAGUGAGCAAGAGGACGUGCGACAAGCAGACAGCAGUGAUGAACAAGCAGAAUUCAAAGGCAAGAGUUGUAGCAGUCGUCACCCUGGGAAACACUCUUCUCCUGACAAUGAGGAGGAUUACGGCUCUUUAUUUUCACAGUAUAGUAGCACACUGUACGAUGUGGCGAUGGAAGCCGUGGCCCAGAGCCUCCUUUCCGGCAGGAACAUCAGCUCCCGGAAGAAGUCCCCAGCCUGGAAUCACUUCUUCAUCUCUCCUCGGGACAGCACCAAAGCGAUCUGCAUGUACUGUAUGAAGGAGUUCAGCCGGGGCAAGAACGAGAAGGACUUGAGUACCAGCUGCCUGAUGAGGCACGUGCGCAGGGCCCACCCCACCGUGCUCAUUCAGGAGAAUGGGAGCAUGCCCAGCAUCGCCUCCUUCCCAUCCCCAUCCUUGCUACUCCCUCCACAGCCUGCAGACGUCGGCGACCUGAGCACCGUGUUGUCCCCUAUCAAGCUGGUCAAGAAGAUGGCUUCCAAGAUACCCUCCCCAGACCGUGUGAUGGAGGAGUCCGGCUCUGCCGUUUCUUCUGAAGAAAUGUCAUCCGACUUGUCCAUCUCAGAGAAGUACAGCAAAGAAGAAGCACUGGUGGGCUCGUCUCCACACCUGCCUGGUGCCCAGUAUGACGACACUGUGGAGAAUGCAGCCGAAAAGACUGUUCCAGUCCCAAAGAGCACUUCAGGUUCCAGAAGGAGGUCUGCUGUUUGGAAGCAUUUUUAUCUGUCUCCUUUAGAUAAUUCUAAAGCUGUCUGCAUACACUGCAUGAACGAGUUCAGUAGAGGAAAGAAUGGCAAAGAUCUGGGCACGAGCUGUUUAAUCAGGCACAUGUGGAGAGCCCAUCGUUCAAUUGUUUUGCAGGAGAAUGGAGGUGGCACAAGCAUCCCCCCUCUUUAUUCUGCUCCUCCCACUCUGUUGCCUUCUUUACUGCCCUCAGAAGGAGAUUUGAAUUCUGUGGCAUCUUCUCCAGGAAAGGUGGUGAAAGAGUCGCCUUCAGCCUCCUCUUCUCCUGAUAGGCUCACGGAAGACAUCCAUUCUCAUCUCAAUCCUGGAGACACUUUAAUGGAAGACAUGUCUGUUCUGUCGUCCUCAGAUGAUGUGGGUGAGGCUUCCUUGGUGUCUUCUCCCGAGAAACAGGGGGAUGGACUGAGUACCUUAAUAUUUGAGCCGGGCACUGUUUUUCAACAAAACAAAAAGAUAAUGAAAAGACUGAAGUCAGAAGUUUGGCAUCAUUUUUCGCUGUCUCCCACGGACAAUCUGAAAGCAGUUUGCAGAUAUUGUAGUUGUAUGAUUAGUCGUGGGAAAAAGGGGGAUGUCGGUACAAGUUGUUUAAUGAGACAUCUGUACAGGCGUCACCCAGAAGUGAUUGGGAACCAAAAGAGCUUUAUUGAUGCUAGUUUGGCAAAUUCUCCUUAUGCCACUUUGGCUUCUGCAGAAUGUUCCUCCUCUAAAUUGACUGACUUGCCAACAAUGGUUACGAAUGAUAAUCAAGUGAUCUUUCCUGUUAAUAGCAAAAAGACCUCAAAACUGUGGAAUCAUUUUUCAAUUUGUUCAGCAGACUCGACAAAAGUAGUGUGUUUGCACUGUGGGCGUACAAUAAGCAGGGGGAAGAAGCCAACCAACUUGGGUACCAGUUGCCUUCUAAGACAUUUACAACGGUUUCAUAGCAACGUGCUGAAAAAUGACGCCUCAGAGACAGUGUUGCCCUCUGCUGCGGAGAUACGCGUGCCCCUGAGCACGGAUUUAUUAGCAUCAUCGUCCUUGGAUGAAACCAAUGAAAAGUUUUCUGACUCUCACCCAGUUGCCAAAAAAAUCACGAGUCUUGUAGCAGAAAUGAUUGCACUUGACCUUCAGCCAUAUUCUUUUGUAGACAAUAUUGGCUUUAACAGGCUGCUCGAAUACUUGCAACCUCAAUACUCUUUACCGGCGCCGUCGUACUUUUCUAGGACUGCAAUCCCGGACAUGUAUGAUAAUGUGAAGCAGAUCAUCGUUUCCCAUCUUAAAGAAGCCGAAAGCGGCGUGAUCCAUUUCACCUCUGGGAUCUGGAUGAGUAGCCAGACUCGGGAGUAUCUCACUCUCACCGCACACUGGGUCACGUUUGAGUCCUCAGUCCGGCCCCAUUGUGAAGACUACCACUGCUCCGCACUUUUAAACGUGUCCCAAGUGGAUUGCGAUUACAGCGGGGUCAGUGUUCAGAAGCAGCUGGAAUACUGGUGGGAGGCCUGGGUCACUUCUGUCGGCCUUCAGAUUGGAAUGACCGUGACUGAUAAUCAGAGCAUUGGGAAGACAUUAAAUGAAGGGGAACACUCCAGCGUGCCGUGCUUCGGUCACACGAUUAAUCUGAUCGUCAGUGAGGCUAUUAAAAGCCAGAGAAUGGUCCAGAACUUGCUUAGCAUUGCUAGGAAAAUCUGUGAGAGGGUACAUCGGUCAGCAAAGGCAAAGGAGAAGCUCGCCGAAUUGCAGAGGGAAUACGAGCUGCCCCAGCACCAUCUCAUCCAAGACGUUCCGUCCAAAUGGAAUACGUCCUUUCACAUGCUUGAGCGCCUCAUCGAACAGAAGAGGGCGAUUGAUGAAAUGUCGAUCGAAUGUAGCUUCCGAGAACAGAUUAGCUGUGACCAGUGGGAGGUCAUGCAGUCUGUGUGCCAUGCGCUGAAACCGUUUGAGGCUGCGAGUCGGGAGAUGAGCACACACAUGUCCACACUGAGCCAGGUGAUCCCAAUGAUCCACAUUCUCAAUAGGAAAAUAGAAAUGUUAUUUGAGGAAACAAUGGGCAUUGACACCAUGCUGAAGUCUUUGAAAGAAGCAAUGGUAAGUAGAUUAUCCUCUACCCUUCAUGACCCAAGGUACAUUUUUGCUACUCUUUUGGACCCUCGUUAUAAAGCUUCCUUAUUUACAGAAGAGGAGGCUGAACAGUACAAGCAAGAUUUAAUCAGGGAACUAGAAAUUUUGAGUUCUACCUCAGAUGAUAAACCUGUUUCCAAUGGGUGUGAUACAGGUUCGCCAUCUACAAACUCUGCUGGAGAGGACAGCCUCUGGUCACUUAUGGCCAAGCUUAAAAAGAAAGAUCUAAGAGACAAGAAGAAGCUGCCAGAAGAAAUGGUGCUCGCCUACUUGGAGGAAGAGAUGCUUGAACACAACUGUGACCCCCUAACUUACUGGAAUUUAAAGAAGUCAUCCUGGCCAGCCCUGGCCAAGCUGGCCGUCAGGUUCUUGGGCUGUCCCCCAAGCAUUGUUCCUUCCGAAAGACUGUUCAACAGCACAUCCAACGAAAGCGGCAGCUUCAGCCAGGCCAGGCUCAUGACGGAACACUUCGAGAAGCUGAUCUUUUUGAAAGUCAAUCUUCCCUUAAUAUACUUUCAGUAUUGAAUGAACGAAUGAACAAGCUGCCAGGUUCCAAGGAUCUGACGCCUCCUGGACAUUGCUCCACCUAGGGGCCAUGUAUGACAUCCAAUCAGGGACCCUGAUUCCAAGGUUAGCGCCACUCUCCAGCUUUCAAUCCAGUGUCUACAUGUGCCUUAUCCAUAGUUCUUCAGGCCAGAUGGUGUAUAUAUGUUUUUUUUAACAAGUCCACACUAGGUAGUCUGUCUUGUCAAAUUAUCAAAUACGAUGAUUAGGUUUUAAUCCAUAACUGUAAACUUUUAAAGGGGUGGGGGGUGUCAGUCAUUUGUUUUAAUGGAAUGGUAAAGAGAGAGAGAGAGAUGUACACAGUUUGACUCUGUAGUGUUUUUUUAAUUCAAUUAUGUAAAACCCAUGAACCAGGUACUGUAUUUUAGUUAAACUUUGCUCUUAGGGCAACCGAGCAGCUUUUGGAGCUGUCCAGUGAAUGCUGGGUUUCAGAGGGGGAGGUCAAAACUAUCCUUUCCUGAGCAGUCACUGACUGCCCGCUCUCAGAUACUUGGAGGGCGAAAACAGACGAGACGGGGAGAGCCGCUUUCUAGUACAGAAAAUUUGUAGUAUUUGAACACGCAACUAAAGUUAGAGGUAUUAUGGAAUAUCUGUUAUACAGGGAGCUCUAAAGAAACUUCCCAUUGGCUUUUUGUGUUUGUUUUUGUGUUUGCUUUUUAUUCAGGUUUUCCAUUGUCCUUGAACUUCAGAAAUAUUCUGAGUAUUUAUAUAAGCUGCUUGGUAUUUUCACCAAGGUUUGUGAAUUCAUGCUUAUGUUAUUUAACACAGUGCAGAAGAUGGAAAGGAAUCUACAGCAGAAAGGAGUUCAGUGCAUUGAUGGGGAAGCCUUGAAUAUCCACUUUGUGGAUCCAAGCUAGGAAGCUCCUGGUGUCAGAUCAAGCGGUGGUUCCUGAGUCGAUUGAACAUAUGCAUCAGAAUCUGUUGUAGAAAACUGAUUACUGUAUUCCCUUCACAAGAAUAGCCUUAUAGACGUGGGCACUGCUUAGUGGGACAAUUCAGCAGGCAGGCAGGAGGUUUAGAAUCCUAAGACAUCAGAAUAAAGUAAAAACAGUCAGGUUUUCCUUUGAACAGUAUGUUCUCAAUAUUAUUUUUGUUUUAACAUCUAGAAAAGGGGUCAAUUUCUCAUUUCAGUUUUUAGAUGAAAUAUUUGGGGGGUAAUAAAUCACUCAUUUGCCUAUGAACUUUUAGAAAAGUUGUAGUUUUGUUAAAAUACUGUACCUUUGCCUAAUCUAAUUUUUGCAUUUACUAUGUUUUAGUGUAUUUAUAAA
Messenger RNA from Dromiciops gliroides (monito del monte), 5412 nucleotides. It is a transcript of the gene ZBED4, whose product is annotated as zinc finger BED-type containing 4. Bases 587 to 4105 code for a protein of 1172 amino acids. NCBI's taxonomy places the organism in Eukaryota, Metazoa, Chordata, Mammalia, Microbiotheria, Microbiotheriidae. The record is from RefSeq and is a predicted model, not a curated record. The transcript has 3 exons. Gene Ontology annotation, molecular function: DNA binding; protein dimerization activity.